Molecule: messenger RNA, 1932 nt
Organism: Esox lucius (northern pike)
Lineage: Eukaryota; Metazoa; Chordata; Actinopteri; Esociformes; Esocidae
Gene: hagh
Product: hydroxyacylglutathione hydrolase
Exons: 9
Coding region: 78-1034 (318 amino acids)
Biological process (GO): glutathione metabolic process
Cellular component (GO): mitochondrion
Molecular function (GO): hydroxyacylglutathione hydrolase activity
Source: RefSeq, a predicted model, not a curated record
UUAACCAAACUUUUGUAGCCUCUCCGGGUUCCUGUACAUGCGAUUGCGAUAUAUCAGCAAACAGCUUGAGUGUUGUUAUGUUAUUCAGGUCACUGGUAGCGAGUGCCUGCACUCUGGGCGUUCUCGGAGCAGCUGCAACGUAUAAAAUUGCCCCUGUGCAUGUCCAAGCAUCACUUUUACACAAGGAAGUUUCGGAAACCUUCAUAAGAAAGUCUUUACUGGUGGAACAGAGCGACAUGAAGAUAGAACUGCUUCCAGCCCUCAGUGACAAUUACAUGUAUCUUCUCAUUGAUGAGGAGACAAAGGAAGCUGCCAUCGUAGACCCAGUUGAGCCAGUGAAGGUUCUGGAAGCUGUCAGAAAGCACGCUGUGAGACUCACGACCGUCCUUACUACCCAUCACCAUUGGGACCAUGCAGGAGGCAAUGAGAAGAUGGUGAGACUGGUGCCUGGACUCACCGUGUAUGGAGGAGAUGACCGGGUUGAUGCCCUUACUAAGAAAGUCAAACACUCCAACACGUUCAAAGUUGGUUCACUCAAUGUCAAGUGUUUGUUUACCCCAUGCCACACCACUGGCCAUAUCUGCUACCUUGUGACCAAAGACAACAGCAAUGAGCCUCCAGCUGUUUUUACAGGCGAUACACUGUUUGUGGCCGGCUGUGGCAAAUUCUUCGAAGGUUCGGCCGAGCAGAUGUACAGAGCAUUAAUAGAUGUGUUGGGGCGUCUGCCACCUGAAACACGUGUUUACUGUGGUCAUGAGUACACAGUCAACAAUCUGAAGUUUGCUCGACAUGUGGAGCCUGACAACGAGGUCAUUAAGAAAAAACUAGCAUGGGCAAAGCUUUUAUUUUCACAGGAGAAAGUCAGUAAUGGAGAACCCACCAUCCCCUCCACUUUGGCUGAGGAAUUCAAAUUCAACCCAUUCAUGAGAGUCAAAGAGAAGUCUGUGCAAGAGCACGCUGGGCAGAACGACCCGAUUGAAACCAUGCGGAGUAUCCGUAAGGAGAAAGAUGGCUUCCGGGUCCCUAAGGACUGAUCGCAGAAUGGGGGGGUCAAGUAAAAUCCAGAAAUCUGUUCACUUCAUGUGUACCAGUGCACUUCACGCUGUUACUAAGAACAUUUUUAAUCUCGUUUUAUGUCACUACACAAAUUUUACAUUCUGUAGACCUAGGCUGGGAUUUAUUUAAACCUGCCAUAACACUUCUGCUGUGUCUUCUCAAUGUUGAUAUUGUGCCCAUAAACUCAUUCUAUACUAGAAUGAGGAGCUGAGUAAAUACUGCAAUUGGGCUUUGUUUACACAAACACAAUGUAAGCAUCAAACUAAACUGUAUUACCAUUCAAGGUAGUACUGGAAAGGACAGACUUAGUCCCAUCAAAGACCAAAAAACAAGUAUAACUGGACUUGAUAACGAAUUUAAUUAUUUGUUUGAAUGUUAAUCUUGACAGCAAUUAUGAUUUUAAGUCAGCUUUAUUCAGCUGGUUUAUUUAUACAGAAAAUACAUUUGUUAGAUUUAAAUACUAAUACUGAACUAAUUUACCAUAUGCAGAAAAGUAAAGAGUCAGAAAAUGUUUAAGGAAAUUGAAUUCUGAAUGUGUGCAAUGAUUGUAAAUUUAUUUAGAUUACUUUUGUUCCAUUAAGCUUUAUGAAAUGUUUUAUUAAUUAAGGUACAUAUGUUCACUUUAGAAUAUUUUAUGUAUAUAGUGUAGCCCCAUUAAAGGAAUCUAUGGCUACAUUUGUUCUGGAUGGCUUGACUGCUAGAGAUGUAAAAUUAAGACAAAGUGCUUUCAAACAUCCAACUUGUUCUAUGGAAUAAGACAGUGUUUGCUCUUUGUUAAUCAAUAGUUACAUUUACAAAAAAGGCUUUCACUCAGGCAGGAAGAUUGAUUAUUAACUUACUCCUGUAUGAAAUCACUAUUAAAGUUGUAAAGCGUUA